Eruca vesicaria subsp. sativa (arugula) is the source of this 576-nucleotide messenger RNA. NCBI's taxonomy places the organism in Eukaryota, Viridiplantae, Streptophyta, Magnoliopsida, Brassicales, Brassicaceae. The record is from the annotation of a GenBank genome assembly.
AUGUUAUUGACUUACCUCGCUGUAUUUGUUCUUCUCUUCAGUGGUUUCAAAGCCAACAAAGAGGCAGAUUCUCUAAUUCAAAGAAAUUGCAAGGUUUUCUCAGAGCUUCCUGGCAGGCUGGACUCAGAAGAGUUCCUUAAGAUUUGCAUCACAUCUCUCAAAGAGAAUCCAGAGACCAAGAAAGUGAGAAAUAAGAUUGAUUUGAUCGUGGUAGCUACGAAUAAUGCGAUAUCGAACAUAACAAACAUGAAAAGAAUUGUGGAGAAGUUUAUAAAAGAGAAGAGAUAUAAGAGUAGUCUUAUUAAAAAGAAGUUGGAAGUUUGUCUUAAGCAUUAUCAAGAUGGCUAUGAGUGGCUAACCUCAGGUUUGAAUUACCUCAAAGAGCAGGAUCGUGAGAUGGCUUCACCUGAUUUGGGGAUGGCACGCAGGGAAGUGGGUGAUUGUGAAAAGAGAUUCAAAAAAGGCGAAAUAAAUCCCUUGAAAAGGGAGAAUGAUGUCCUCUACGAAAUGGUCUUCAUUCCUAGCGUGAUGAGUGAGAUCGCUGAUUGUGAGACGAGCAAGGGCGGUUGCACGUAG